This is a messenger RNA of Trichechus manatus latirostris (Florida manatee), 1447 nucleotides long. It is a transcript of the gene SLC25A18, whose product is annotated as solute carrier family 25 member 18. Gene Ontology annotation, biological process: L-glutamate transmembrane transport; aspartate transmembrane transport; malate-aspartate shuttle. Lineage: Eukaryota; Metazoa; Chordata; Mammalia; Sirenia; Trichechidae. Gene Ontology annotation, molecular function: L-aspartate transmembrane transporter activity; L-glutamate transmembrane transporter activity. The transcript is spliced from 9 exons. The record is from RefSeq and is a predicted model, not a curated record. Bases 1 to 948 code for a protein of 315 amino acids.
AUGUCCAACCAGGAUCUGAAUGUCACAGCAAAGCUCAUCAAUGGAGGUGUGGCAGGACUCGUGGGGGUGACUUGCGUGUUCCCCAUCGACUUGGCCAAGACCCGACUGCAAAACCAGCACGGCAAUGAUAUCUACAAAGGAAUGGUAGAUUGUCUGAUAAAGACGGCCCGGGCAGAGGGCUUCCUGGGCAUGUACCGAGGGGCUGCAGUGAACCUGACCUUGGUCACUCCAGAAAAGGCCAUCAAACUGGCAGCCAAUGACUUCUUCCGGCAGCUGCUCAUGGAGGAUGGGGGGCAGCAGAAUCUGAAGAUGGAGAUGCUAGCUGGAUGUGGAGCUGGAAUGUGCCAGGUGGUGGUGACCUGUCCCAUGGAAAUGCUCAAGAUUCAGCUGCAGGAUGCUGGACGAUUGGCUGUCCACCAUCAGGAUCCAGCCUCAGCACUUUCCUCCUCCACUUCCUACACUACUGGUCCGGCUCCCACCCACAAGCGCCCAUCUGCUACCCUCAUUGCCUGGGAGCUGCUUCGCACCCAAGGCCUGGCUGGCCUCUACAAGGGCCUGGGUGCCACUCUCCUCAGAGACAUUCCCUUCUCCAUCAUCUACUUCCCACUGUUCGCCAACCUUAACAACCUUGGGCUCAACGAGCUUACUGGGAAGGCUUCCUUUGCUCACUCCUUUACGUCAGGCUGUGUUGCAGGUUCUGUAGCUGCUAUUGCAGUAACACCUCUGGAUGUUUUGAAAACUCGAAUCCAAACCCUCAAGAAAGGCCUGGGUGAGGAAGUCUACAGCGGGAUCAUAGACUGUGCCAGGAAAGUCUGGAUUCAGGAGGGACCAUCUGCGUUCAUGAAAGGAGCAGGCUGCCGGGCCCUUGUUAUAGCACCUCUCUUUGGGAUUGCCCAAGGUGUCUAUUUCAUCGGUAUUGGAGAGCGUAUCUUAAAGUUUUUUGAGUAGCUGCUGCUGGAGCUGGAGUCUUUUUACUUGGUGUCAUCUCUCUACCUACCCCAUUUUACCUAGACUAGAUGGGGUAAGAGCAAGCUGGCCCACCCAUGUUGUAUUUCGUCCUCUAACUGGUAGUGCUACCUCAAUCUGGGAAAAAACAACCCUAUUCUAAUAAGCUGGAUAUCACCCUAAUCUCCCUACAUGAUACCUGUAUUUGUUUCCUUUGGAGUAUAACUACCAUGGAUCUUUAGAAGCCCUUAACUACCUACUUUCCAACAAUAACAUGGUACCUAGUAUGGUUGUAUUAAUGGCAGGGCUUUAACAAACAGUAAAGGUAUAAGGGUUGUUUCUACAUUUUAUUUCUGUUUCACACUCAAACUCAGUAUACGCAAGUCAGUUUUAAGAUUUAGUUUUGCCCGGAGACUUCAUCAACCUGAGACCAGAAGAACUAGAUGGUGCCCGGCUACAACCAAUGACCACCCUGACAGGGAACACAACAGAGAGUCCCGGA